AUGGCCAAGAAAGCCAAAACUCGUCUGAUCCACGUGCGCCUCAUCUCCAUGGCCAUGACCGGCUUCUUCUACACCUUUAAGCGCCCGCGCACAGCUCUGCCCAUGGGAUUGCUCAAGUAUGACCCGAUUGGUAUGUGGCGAAUGGUCCUCGCCUUCCGCUCCGCAAGGCAAUAUGCCUUGAUCCGCUCCGCUGCGGCUAACCUGGGGUUAUCUGCAGUGCGAAAGAAGGUUCUCUUCCUCGAAUCGAAGCGAAAAGGCAAAUAA
This is a messenger RNA of Cordyceps fumosorosea ARSEF 2679, 264 nucleotides long. Its product is annotated as 50S ribosomal protein L33. Gene Ontology annotation, cellular component: mitochondrion. Gene Ontology annotation, biological process: translation. The coding region runs from base 1 to 264 and encodes 87 amino acids. NCBI's taxonomy places the organism in Eukaryota, Fungi, Ascomycota, Sordariomycetes, Hypocreales, Cordycipitaceae. The record is from RefSeq and is a predicted model, not a curated record. The transcript has 2 exons.